Messenger RNA from Symbiodinium sp. CCMP2456, 544 nucleotides. NCBI's taxonomy places the organism in Eukaryota, Dinophyceae, Suessiales, Symbiodiniaceae. The record is from the annotation of a GenBank genome assembly.
GUUCGCAUGUUGCAUGGCCGGAGAUGCCGACGGUGGCGAACUCGAUUUGGGCACUCCCAAACGGGCGAGGUCGAGGCCGACGCGGUCUGGCCGGAAAGUGCGUGUCAAGAAGGCCGUGCGCACUGGUGGGGCCGCGCGGAAGAUGGAAGAUGGGACCGUGGUGCAAAGCGACGGCUCUAAGGUCCUGGCCGAUGGGACAAAGGUGGAAGCCGACGCUGCCGAAGUUGCAGCACGUGAGGAGAAGAGGAAGCGAGCGGAGCAGCUUGAGGUGGAGGCCGAGGAAAAGAGGAAAGCCGCGGAAGAGGAGGCCAAGAGGAAGGCCGAGGCAGCAGCGGCAGAAGCCGAGGCAAAAGCGGCAGAGCGCAAGCGCGCCCUAGAAGAGCAGCACGAGUCACUGGAGGAGGACGAGUACACCCGCCAGAUGGAGGAGCUUGAGAAGGAGCUGGAAGAGGAGGAAGAGCUGCGUCGGCGCAAGGAACAGGAGGAGCUCGAAAAGGAGAACGAAGAACUGGACACACGGCACACUGUUUUUUCUGAGGUUUAG